This is a messenger RNA of Nicotiana attenuata, 1390 nucleotides long. Its product is annotated as short-chain dehydrogenase TIC 32, chloroplastic-like. The record is from RefSeq and is a predicted model, not a curated record. Bases 95 to 1174 code for a protein of 359 amino acids. Lineage: Eukaryota; Viridiplantae; Streptophyta; Magnoliopsida; Solanales; Solanaceae. The transcript is spliced from 8 exons.
UUGGUCAGACAACUGCAAUUUUUAGUUUUGCUGCUAUUUCCGUGUCAGUCCGCUAAUUCAGGAAAGUGAAACAUGCAAGUCGUAAUUUGAUUUGAUGUUUGCUUUUAAUACACAGUUUUCCGUGUCAUUAAGCAAAGCUAACUUCUGCACUAUUUUCCAGUUCCCAUCUCCAUUUAUCUACAACACAGACAAGAAGAGUACCACAGAGAAACAAACCAAGAAAACUAAAAUGUGGUUUUUCAGGAGAAAAGGGGCAUCUGGGUUUUCGUAUAAUUCUACUGCUGAGGAAGUUACUCAAGGAAUUGAUGGCUCUGGUCUCACUGCCAUUGUUACAGGAGCAUCAAGUGGUAUUGGAUCUGAAACUAGCCGUGUUCUUGCUUUGCGUGGAGUUCAUGUUAUCAUGGCCGUCAGGAAUAUGGCUGCUGGAAAAGAUGUUAAAGAAACAAUAGUUAAGGAAAUCCCUGCUGCUAAAGUUGAUACGAUGGAGUUAGAUCUAAGCUCAUUGGCAUCAGUGAAGAAAUUUGCAUCUGACUUUAAAUCAUCAGGUCGCCCAUUGAACCUUUUAAUUAAUAAUGCAGGAGUGAUGGCAACUCCCUUUAUGCUCUCAAAAGACAACAUAGAGCUGCAAUUUGCUACAAAUCAUCUAGGUCAUUUUCUUUUGACGAAUUUGUUGUUGGACAAGAUGAAGGAGACAACACGUAAAACAAAGAGAGAGGGAAGGAUUGUGAAUGUUGCAUCAGAGGCUCAUCGAUUUGCAUAUCGCGAGGGAGUAAGGUUUGACAAAAUUAAUGACCGCGAAAGCUACAACAGCUUCGGUGCAUAUGGCCAAUCAAAGCUGGCUAACAUACUGCACGCAAAUGAGCUUACGAGACGCUUAAAGGAAGAUGGAGCUGAAAUAACUGCAAAUUCACUUCAUCCUGGAAUGAUCACAACCAAUCUUUUCCGUCACAUGGGUGUUUUUGAUGGUAGUCUUGUAAGCAACCUUGGAAAACUUGUGCUUAAAAAUGUACAACAGGGAGCAUCAACCACCUGUUAUCUUGCGUUGCAUCCACAAGUGAAGGGAGUAAGUGGUGAAUAUUUUCUGGACAACAAUUUGGCGACAACAACAGCGAAGGCUAAGGACAUGGAUUUAGCUAAAAGGCUUUGGGAUUUUAGUAUGGAUUUGGUCAAGUAACGUAUUACAUGUCGUACUAGUAAUAUAGAAAAGUAACUUUGUAUUUGGUCGUUUGUAAUCUUAUUAUUGCACUGUAGUGUUAUCAAAUCUUCAGCUUUCUGCAGAUGUUCAACGUAUGGACCGAGCAUGCUUAAAAUGAAAAGCUUUUGUGAGCCUCUCAAAGCAAGAAAGCCUGAGCGGGCGUUCUCUUUAAAAAACUGGAUCGAUAUUCUAUUA